GAUAGAUUUCUGCUCUUGACUGGACGUGAAACUGUCCUUCUUAUGAUGGAAUUAUCCUAGUUAAUAAAAAUCCAUAAGAAGAGCUGUACUAUUCUGUUAUAUUAUGAAAAAUACUAUUUUUUCAGUGUCAUUUCUAGCUAUAUUAGCUGUAACCACUGUUAAGUGUCGUUGGGUAAAGGCAACCCAAGCACCGUUGGGAUUAAGCUGGAGAGGAUGUACCUUGGCUGACACCAAAAAUAUAGAUCUUCUAAGCGUACGACGAUAUAGAAAAAAGGCAUCCGCGGUCAGAGAAUGAGUCUCAAAUGGAAGCGUGAAUUAGACCAAGAAGUUCCAGAUAAUGACUGGCUUCCACCGCGAAAGAUUCCGACGCAAAAUUUGCUGUGCCGUCUGCUUCAACGCGAAACGUAUCCAGCAAAGCAGAACGUGAGCAGUUCGUUAAUAUCUCGGCAACUGCACCAGAAUGCCGUACCACGACACACGAUCAUGGCUGUUGACAAGCCAUCCGUAUUCCUCAAAAAGUUUUCACCAGAUGGAAAAUACUUGUUUGCUUUUUCGUCGGACCAGAUGUGCAUACAGAUCUUCAAGUAUUUGGGUCCCCAAGGUGCAGCUUCACUUAUCUACAACCUUCCUGGAGAGUUUACAUAUGAUCCAGUUGUAAGCCAUCAGGCUUUCGAGAAAUGUUUUAAACGCGUUCACAACGUCGUGGUAAUUAAUGAUGCUUCGGAACAGCUGAACCGAGAGUGUUCGGUUUUUACGGAUGAUGGAAAGUUCCUUAUCGUUGCCUCCUCAUGCUACCCUUCAACGGAUCCGACUGAGCCACAGCUCUACCUUUCAAAUGAAUCUUUAGCCACGAACGGGCAUGCGCCGUAUGAAGACUAUGCCUUUCAUUUGGUUGACAUUGAACGAGGCAAAGUUUGCGAUCGCUUACAGUUUCGCGUCGAUCGGAUUCUGCUUACGCAUAACUACGGCAUCUAUCUGUUUGCUCGUACACUGGCCAUUCUUUCACUGCAACAUCAGACCAUCCACGUGUAUGAGGUUACAUCUGAGGGAACGUUCGCUAAGCGACACGAAAUUGGCCGGUUUUGCUUUCCCGAUGAUGGGGAAAUUGUAUCGGCUGUCGAGCCAGUACUCGAUGAGAAUGGCUCCCCAUAUCCCCCGCGGGCUGAAGCAUGCAUAGCAUCUCUUAAGCAUCGUCUCCUUGCUCUUCUGUACAAAAAGUGCGAAGGUGAUCCCCAGCAGAUCAAGGAGUUUUGUCAACUUUUCGGGGCGAUUCAACAAUUGAAGAUGGUAAAAAUGCAACUACUUGAUGAGGAUCAUCUGCUAAUAAAAUUCACCAAGGAAAAGGCUCUACUAAAUCGGUCACAAGACGCAAGUGGGCCAUCUAUGUUCGCCGUCUACCGAAUUUCCACCGCGGAAGUUCUUAAUGUCUACAAGAACACAUCUGAAGAGUUACUCGCCCUAGUGGAUAACUUCUGCGAAUAUUUCCGUAAUCUACCGCAAGGUUGCAGCCCAUCGAAUAAUGUCCAUUCGAAGUUGUUACAGCAACGGUUUAAGCAAACUAUUCUACACGCUCGUUUCGGAGGUCAGCAGGAGAUGGUGAAGCGCCUUUUAAGCCAAUUGCCCGUUUCAUGUCAGAGCUUUAACGCCAGUCCUUACCUUGAUCUCGCGCUAUUCUCCUAUGACGAUAAAUGGGUAUCAAUGUUCGAACGGCCCAAAGCUUCAGGAGAAUACCCAAUCAAAUUCUACAACAGAGAUUCCGGUUUGCUCAGGUACAAGAUGCACACUGGCUUGCAGAAUAUGUCUUCAGGACAGCGAUUGAGCGGAAAAAGAUUAGCUGCGUUUACGUUCCAUCCUUUUGACCCGUUCGUCAUAUCGGUGCAACGGGCUAACGGUGACUAUAUAGUCAACUUCCAUGUUCCGAAUGAUAAUCAUCACACACAAACGCUAUAUGACGAUAACGGCAGGUCAACGAUGAUGCUCGUCUGAAUUGGCCAUUAUUACUACAUACGUAUAACAAUAAGAAUGAUUAGGUUCGUCAAUUAACAUGUUUGAUAGUUUAUCUUACCUUUGCUUGACAAUUACUCUAAACAGAUUUUCAGUCAGUCUAUAGCUCAGUUUUGCUCUCAGUUGCAUGUAUAGCUUCGAUUUCUAGAGUACAAAUAAUUGUUAGUAUAUAUUGACGAUUCAGUCAAGAGUAUACAAGAUGUCAGAGUAACCCGCAGCUUGCCUGAUUCAUAAAAAUAUAUCAUUCAGGUAGCAAUAAGCAGCUAUCAUCUGAAUAAACAAUACAUAUUUACACACGAGCAAGGGCAACGAAAAGAGCAGAAAAUGUGAUCGGAGAAUAUCUACGAUUCUCCGAUCACAUUUUCUAAUUAAAAUUAUUCCGAGUAGUUGUGUGUGAGGACGUAUGCAUUAUGUUUUCAAAGCGUAAAGUGAAUUAGCCGUCAUUGCGUGUGAACGUACAUUGGAAAAAGGUUCAACAGCCACAACAGUAAGUAAUAUGCGCCCCAGUCUGACUGUGAAUGUGAUAGAUCUGAUGUCUGUAGCGAGUCAUUGGUUGCACGAAUAACGGUGCGCUAUACUGUACACUGAUAGGCGUCUAUUUUAUUACUACAAUAGUUAUAGAUAGUACCAUGAGGAACUGGACAAGCUACGACACAAACACGAGAAGGAAACUGGUUUUAGAUUCAAACUCUUCUGUUGGUUCGGAUUCCACGAUAAAAAUAGGUUUCUUUCAUCUUAUGUGUUAACAAUCAUAAAUAAUAACCACCAACUCAAGACCUGCGUUUCAGUGAUCGAUCAUAGGGUUGUGAUCGAGAAUUAUUUGAUACAUUUGUUGCAGCAAGCGAUCGAUGAAACUGUUCCAAAAAUAUACACACAAAAUAAAUGAAACAAGAAAGAUCGGAUUUUCAACUUCGAUCUCGAAUCUUCAAUGCAAGAAGUACUUUUCAGCUUAAAAAUGGUGGUAGAACUGAAAAAGAGGCUAGCGAAAACGACUGAAAAAAAUAUUCGUUGUGAAGUAAUUAUUGAUGGUUUUCUACGUGUAAGGAAUAUAGAGAGCUUUUCUAAUAAUUUUUCAAUUUAAAAAAUAAAUUUUCAAAAUUAUGAUACUUAACUCUCUGUUUCACGCUCCGAGUUGUUCCUAAACGAUAAAUUAUCAAAUUAUUAGCAUAUUAAUAAUUUAACGUGCUCAGCGAUCGCACGCCGAAAACUGGCAUAAGUAAAAAUAAGUUGUUUUUUUAUACAUACCUUUAGAAAUCAUAUUAUUGAACCAAAGAUUAUAAGGCAUGCAACCUUGCUCUCAGUUUCGACAAUAUCUACAGGAUGGCCGGGCUGCAGGCGAAUUUUUGCUUAUGCUGUUUCAAAGACUGAAUCUGUGCAAAAAGAGAUAUUUGAGCGACAUUUUUACUACACUCACAUAUGUUCAGCAUAACUUCCAUCACGAUUAGAGCUUUAAUGAAUGACAGGCUGCUUCAAAACGUUCGUUUCGCAGAUGUAUGAACGUCUUCUUGGUAGAUUGUACAGCUGCCAUAUGUGUUCAUUAACAAAACAUAAACAUAUUCAGCGAUUCUCUAGCCGGCUUGUAUAUAAGCCGGUGCACCAUGCUGGUAAAGGAUGUAGACCCUUUGUUCAGGCACUUCGGCUGUCCAUGAUUGUAGUACAGUUUCUUAGGUGCGCAGAAAUCAAACUUUCUUUGACGAGGCAUUUAAUUUUUAGAAGAAUUAUGGUGUUACGCCAUCUCUUCAACCGGACACCACGUUCAGAACAAGAAUAUUAGCCGGAGAAUUGGCACACUUCCUAACUCCUAAGCAAUCCAGCAAUCGCUUCGGUAGUUGAUUUUUGUAUUAAAAUAAACAUUUUCUCGUCAGGCAAGAAUCGAAGACGACUCAAUGCUUCAUACUCAGGAAUGAAGGUGAAGGUUUAUUCACUUAUUUAAUUGGCUUUAUUAGCCUCAGAGAGCAGCUUUCUGAGUUUCGUGAUAUAUGACGUGCGCCUUAAAUUUAGCUGUAAUACGGUAGCCUUGUUCACACAAUUUUUUUGUUAAUGACCUGGUAGAAACAGAAUGAUUGUCAGAAAUGCAUCGACUGACCCUCGGAGCCCGCGUUGCCUUUUUGUCCGUCGCGGAUUUUCCACUGAGCUAUGCUAGAACUUAAAUAUGCUUCUUGUGCAAUCAGAUAUAUUUGCAAGAGGUUUUUCAUCUUGGUGGAUUUUAUUUUUGUCUUGAAGAGAUUAGGUAAGAGCUGAUCUUCGCUCGAGUUUUAAAUAUUCUGCAAUUGUACCGGUUUCGGACAAACGAAUCCGUAAAACCGCAGAGUACCAAUCAAAAAAAGGCCCGAGUUUAGUCCAGCUAGUCUGUAAAACUAUUAAUCAAACUGUUUUACUUUGUAUGGCCGUAUUGCGAUAUACCUUAGAAUUUAGAGUACCGUGUAAAUCUAACCAAAUCUUCUUUGAGACGUGAUUCGAUAGAAAAUUUGCGUUUACAUACUUUUUAUUCACUACUUUUUGAACGACAUUUCCGUCCGAAUGGUAUAGUUUAGGAUAGACUAAUAAAAACAAAACAAAGUAUACAAGUAACCAUAUCUUGAGGAUAUUUACAUGAAAAAUAAAUACAAAAAUCGUAUGAAAAAAGGGACAGUUGGGUCGAUCUAUUCACCGACAACGGCAGUUGGUUUAUGUUUUAGGAUCUAAAACUAAAAAAAGAUUUUGAGUUAAUCAAGAACCCUAAAUCGUCUACAAGGUAAUCUAUUUAAAUUUAUCUAAAGCCAUACGUUUUUUCAGAAUCCAUCAGCAACUUUUGAUGCUUUGACUUGAGAGCUGUGCUUUACCAAAAAUGUAAACCUAAAUUACUAUUUACUUUCAAGAAAAACUCUUUGUUCUCAGCAUAUGGAUUACUAAAGUCGCACUCACGACGUCCCCAAUAGGUAGCACUUACAGCAUUGAGUAAGAAAUGCUCUUUACUAAAUAGAUAUCUUUUUCCACAUUCUUAAACUUUUCAAUAACAACUGAACCACAUUAAGCCUAUGAUGCAAACCUAAAUCAACAUAACAUAAAAAGCAUAACAUUUAUUCACAAAAAUAAAUUUGAAAAAUACACAUUUGUU
Molecule: messenger RNA, 5101 nt
Organism: Varroa destructor (honeybee mite)
Lineage: Eukaryota; Metazoa; Arthropoda; Arachnida; Mesostigmata; Varroidae
Gene: abo
Product: de-etiolated protein 1 abo
Biological process (GO): protein ubiquitination; positive regulation of proteasomal ubiquitin-dependent protein catabolic process
Cellular component (GO): cullin-RING ubiquitin ligase complex; nucleus
Molecular function (GO): ubiquitin-like ligase-substrate adaptor activity; ubiquitin protein ligase binding
Source: RefSeq, a predicted model, not a curated record